GGAGGGUAGAGAGAAGGAGAACAAACUUCGAGGCUUUUUGGGCCAAAAAGUGUCCGCAAAAAACCGUAAAUAGGCCAGGUGGCGCUGGCAAGCAAUAGAAAUGAACCACUGAACAACAUUGAAGUUUAUUCGAUUUUAAAUGUGAAGAACGAAAGAAAUUCAAUGAUUUCAAGCGAUAUCCAUGACAACGACGGUCGUUUUGUAAAUAUUUUGAAUUAACCCUCGUGGAAGUUGGAUGGUUUGAUUUAGAAUUUUAAUUUAUUGAGUAUUGAGAUAUAGUAUUUAGUAGGGAGUUGAAUUUUAGUAUUGAAACAAGAGCAUUCAAAUUAUAUUACCUUCGAAAUGUCUAAGUUAUGUAUGGUGAAGAGUUGUCCAGUUGGUCCAGUUUUGAAACGUGUCUUCCUCAGGGCAAAUUAUCAUUUUUCAAAGCGAAUACUCCUGGGAGGAUAGAAAGUUGGUCAAAAGCUUUAGAGAUUACUUUGAAACCUCAUGAUUUAGUUUGCCAGUUGCAUUUCAAGAGCGAACAUGUACAACAAAAUUGUUAUUAAGGAUGUUGUCCAUUUACAUGAAUUACAUAGGAAAACACUCAAACCAGAAGCGUUGCCAACAAUUCAGCAUCAGUUCCACAGUUAUGCUGGUGAACAUCUUGCGAAAGAGCAAAUGUUGCAAGACAAACAAAAGCUUGUACAUCAACAACCAGAAAUAAUACAACAUCAAGAAGAAAUUGUGAAUCAGCACUCACAGCAAGAAUCAGAAGCUCCCAUAGAACAUAAUUACUGUGUACAACAAUCAGAAAAACCAUUGCAAUAUUUGUUGGACAAAUAUCAGCAAUUCUUGCCCCAGCAUUGGGCUUACCUACCAAAGCCUGAUGGAAUAGAAUACAUUAGGUUGGAUCCAGAGACUCGUCUCAUUAAAAACCACAUAAUGGUUAGAGAUGAUUUAACAGUUUUGGUUAUCUUUCCCAAUAAGGAAAGACUACAUGUAGAUGACCAAAUUGUCUCGUCACUGCCUGAGGAUGUUUAUGCAUAUCUGAAAAGUGUGGAGAAGUGGCCAUUGUGUGUUGGCACCCAAUUUGAGAAUCAAAGUUUUUCGAAAGGAUGUCAAGGAGUUAUUGUUGGACAUGGAAUGUAUAAAAGAAUGCAACAAAAUCUUCAAUGUCAAUCAUGUCGAGUCCUCCGAAAGAAACUCAAUGAUAGAAAGGGUGGCAAUAGUGUCCAGGAAAAAUGGAUUAUAUUUAAGCGUAAGAAGGGUAGUACGCUGAAACAAUGUAAUCGUUUACAGAAAAAAUGUGGGUGUUCCCAGCUUGGAGAAGAUGAAACCACAGUAUUCUGCAGCUAGAAGAUAUUGGCUAGCUCUCUGAGUGAUGGCAGAUAUUAGUUAAAUUUAUAGAGAUCCCAUAGAAUGUGUUAUUCAUAAUUCAUUGUUCAUCAUAGCAUAACAUGAAAUCAUUAAAUUGUUUUUUUUUUAAUUGAAUAAUGUCUUAUACUAGUAGUAGUAGUAGUUU
This is a messenger RNA of Coccinella septempunctata (seven-spotted ladybird), 1504 nucleotides long. RefSeq lists its product as uncharacterized. The record is from RefSeq and is a predicted model, not a curated record. The transcript has 5 exons. Lineage: Eukaryota; Metazoa; Arthropoda; Insecta; Coleoptera; Coccinellidae. The coding region runs from base 526 to 1338 and encodes 270 amino acids.